Molecule: messenger RNA, 1539 nt
Organism: Mollisia scopiformis
Lineage: Eukaryota; Fungi; Ascomycota; Leotiomycetes; Helotiales; Mollisiaceae
Product: kinase-like protein
Exons: 3
Coding region: 1-1539 (512 amino acids)
Biological process (GO): protein phosphorylation
Molecular function (GO): protein kinase activity; ATP binding
Source: RefSeq, a predicted model, not a curated record
AUGUCUUCAACACCAAGCAAUCCUCCCGCGAGCGACGAACAUGCGCAAAAGCAGAUCCAGGAUCGAUCCGGUGUUCUGACUGUUUGCUUGCACGAAGCCGUCGGUCUGUCCCUUCCGGAGCAUUACAAGCAACUGCUCAACGAGCGUAACGAUCAAUUCAGAAGCGACCCUGGCCCAAAAUUUAUCAACAAAUCGGAUGUUUCAUUCGUAAGCUCGAUCUCUCAUGACAGCGAGCACAAGACGAGUGGAUACAAGAGACAUCCAGUUUAUGCCCUUAUUGAUGUCGAUAAGUCUCAGGUGCUUGUCCCCGCCUCUUCCGGGACGGUACAGAAUCCCUUAUGGACUGGCUUUUCGCCGAGAUUCGAUGUUACGCACUCGAUGGAAUUAUCAGUCCAUCUUUACUUGAGGAAUGAAUUCUCUACGUCAGACUCCGGGAGAAUCCAUGAUAUAUGCCUUGGUGUAGCGCGAUUUAGUCCCACGUUCGAAAGCGGCCACGAUGAGGUUGAGGAUCCUGAUAUAACACAUUUGGCAAUUACCGAACUCGGUCACAAAAGCAAGGUUUCGCAUCAAAAGUGGUUGGAACUUGAACGCGGCACUGGAAGGAUCCACUUGAGCGUCGAUUUUCAAGAGAAGAAGACACAUCUGCAGAUACAGGAUUUUAACACAUUGAAGACCCUGGGAAAUGAAUACCGCAAAAGUACCUUCCAAGUCUACAAGAAAUACAGCGGAGGGCUUUACUACGCAUUGAAGAGGAUUGAGAAAACCGAAUGCUUAUACUUGGUGUCGCCAUUCGUUCAUGGAGGAGAGUUAUGGAAGCUUCUUCAGAAGCAGCAGCAUCUCGAUGUGGACACGAUCAGACUCUACGCCGCAGAAAUCAUUCGCGCGUUAGAGUGUUUGCACGAUCUCGGCAUCAUUUGUGGUGAUCUAAAACCACAAAACAUCCUCCUGGACUAUUCGGGCCACGUAUCUCUGUGUGACUUUGGCCUCUGCCGGUUUGAUGCGAGGGAUUGUCUCCAGGAACCUUACGAUUGGGAAGCUCUACCGUAUCUAGCUCCGGAAAUCAGAUUCGGUCAAGCUUGUACGGAGGUGGUGGAUUGGUGGACAUUGGGUAUAUUUCUUGCCGAGAUGUUGUCGGGGCUGCCACCUUCGUGGUAUGACGAGGAUGUCAAUGGGAAGAUCGAAGCAUUCUAUUUUCCUGAUCCCGACGUCGUCUCUCCAGUGGCCCAGGAUAUCUCAAUCAAGCUUUUCAACCGCAACCCCAAAGAACGACUCGGUACGAAAGGCAUCGCUGAAAUCAAAACCCAUCCAUUCUUCUGUGAUAUCGAUUGGUUUAGGGUUCUUCAGCGAGGAUACGAGCCUAGCUUCAGACCCAACAAUGCCCACGUUCUAAGCGACUCGAUGCCGCAAGUAAAUUGCCCACUAUCGUCCGUGGAAGAAUUACAAAGAAUGUCCAACGAAGCAACAGAAACGUUCCAUAACCGUGCUAUCCUCUCAUACCGUGCGGAAAUAAGAUCUUCAAAGUCAGAGCACAUUGCUUGA